CUUUCGCAUUCUUGCAACUUGUCCAACGAGGGAAAUCACGCACUUGUGAAAACAACUGGAAAAUUUCUUAUUUGGGGACAUUAAUAAUAUUUUGAUGGUUAAACACGUAAAAGUUGCGAUAUUGAAAUAAUGGCUGAGUCUGUGGCACCAGCAAAGACUCCUUCUACCAUAAAGGAGGGCUGGCUGCUUAAAAGAGGAGAACACAUUAAAAACUGGCGUCAAAGAUACUUUGUGCUGCUAGAUGAUGGGUCAUUAUUAGGAUUCAAACACAAGCCUGAGCCAAGCAUCAGUCUUGCUGAACCCUUGAACAAUUUCACAGUAAAAGGAUGCCAAAUUAUGAAAGCAGAUCGCCCAAAACCAUUCACCUUUCUGAUUCGAGGUCUGCAAUGGACGACUGUAAUUGAAAGGACUUUUCAUGUUGAGUCUGAAAAAGAAAGGGAAGAAUGGAUGGCUGCUAUUGAGCAUGUUGCUGAACGGCUUCAUACAGACCCUGAUAGCAAUGAUGUGGAUAUGUCCGCCGUUUCUGAAGAAAACGAUCUAAAGGGCUCCUCAUCACCGUUAUCGCUGUCCAACAAACUGGUUUCUUCACCUAUCGAUGCAGGGAAUGAUGAAUUUCAAAUGAAAUUUCUUGUAACUGGAACGUCUAAUCGUCCUCAUCAUUCAGGGAAAAAGAAAGUGACUUUGGAAAAUUUUGAAUUUAUCAAAAUGCUGGGUAAAGGCACUUUCGGAAAAGUGAUUCUUUGCCGAGAAAAAGGCACUGGGCACUUGUUUGCCAUAAAAAUCUUGAAAAAGGAAGUCAUUAUUGCGAAAGACGAAGUGGCGCACACGCUCACCGAAAACCGCGUGCUUCAAACCACCAACCAUCCUUUUUUGAUUGCGUUGAAAUAUUCCUUUCAGACGGCGGAACGUUUAUGUUUCGUAAUGGAAUACGUCAAUGGCGGUGAACUGUUCUUCCAUCUUUCGCGCGAGCGAAUCUUUUCUGAAGAUCGGACGCGGUUUUACGGAGCGGAAAUAGUUUCCGCGUUGGGCUACCUCCACGAACAGGGCAUUAUUUACAGGGAUCUUAAGCUGGAAAACCUUUUACUCGAUAAAGAUGGACACAUCAAAAUAGCUGACUUUGGACUUUGUAAAGAAGAUAUCACUUACGGACGGACUACCAAAACCUUUUGUGGAACACCCGAGUACCUUGCCCCCGAAGUGCUUGAAGACAACGACUACGGGAGGGCAGUAGAUUGGUGGGGCUUGGGUGUCGUGAUGUAUGAGCUCAUGUGCGGUCGCCUCCCGUUUUACGACCGGGAUCACGACGUUCUGUUUGAACGCAUUCUUUUGGAAGAAGUUAGAUUCCCCCGAACACUGUCGCAGGAAGCGAAAGAUCUUCUUGGCGGUCUUCUAGCUAAGGAUCCACAUAAAAGAUUAGGAGGUGGCCCGGAAGACUAUAAAGAAAUCACUCAACAUCCAUUUUUCCUACCGAUUUCUUGGACAGAUCUAGUUCAACGGAAGAUUCCACCACCGUUCAAGCCGCAAGUGGUGAGUGAAACAGACACCCGAUACUUCGAAUCAGAAUUCACAGGCGAAUCUGUGGAAUUGACACCGCCAGAUCCGGGGCCUCUACAUAGCAUCAGCGAGGAAGUAGAGCCGCCUUGCUAUUUCGAAAAAUUUUCCUACUGCCCGGAAGUUAGCUCCACUUUGGGUUCAAACACCUCGUUGACGCAUACAGCGCUCGGUUAAUUUCCGUUUCGCAUCUUCUCGAAUUCUUCGAUAACAAACUACAGAGCCCAGUUAGGUGUGCAUCGCAAAGAGCACACUCGCCCUGCCAGUGCCGACUAUUGAAGCCGGUGUAAAGAGAGCCACAUAUGUUGUCUCUUCACUAGAGUAGACACCGGUCGUUUGCCAGACAAAUAAAAGCAUUUAGUUGAAACAGGAUUUCAUGGGCUAGCUCAGAGACAGUCGCCACACGGUUUUCUUUAUUUUAUGUCAAUCCCUUCCGAUAAACUCCGGUGCAGCUGACCUUCGAUAGCAUGAAGUCAAUCAACCUUCGGACCUACCAAGUAGUUAUACCAGUAAGAGUGAAGACAUUUCCGUUGAAGAAGAGGGGAAGGGGACAUUUCUAACUACGUCAAGGAAAUCGGUCGUUUUUUAAUAGAAGUUACCCAGUAGUAGUAAAUAGCUCCGUCUUUCUCUCCUGGUCCCCAACCCCUUGUUGACCUUAUUAAUUAUUGAAGAUUUUGUUGUUUUUUUUUUGUCCUUUUUUAUUGUUAUUUUGCGAUCUUCUUCGAAACCCACCCAGUGAACACUUAAUAAAAUGGGAGACUGCUUGUUCUUUGUUUCCUUCGGUUAUAGUAGGGCGUCCUUCUCCCUUCAAUUUCCUUCCUGCGUAACCCUACGAAACGGUCAAAUUGUUCGUUACUUCUUACUCCACGAAUUACAGCUCGUAUGUGGGCUGCUGCCUCUUUUCAUUCGUUAUCCUCCCGCCUCAAAAAACUGUUUCUCGAAUCCCCUUCUUUUACCGUUGCCUAUCACUGAAAUUGCAUAUGUCGUGACUUCUCUUCCUUUGUUAUUUCCUUGUUUAUCCUUCACUUAUCUCCUUGUUCGAGUCUCCCAAACUAUGCACCUGAGGUAACGCGUGGGACUUUGCUGUUGCAAUUUUUUUGUGUAUGCGCCCUUUCCUUCUCUUUUUGCUACUGUAUCAUACACAUUUUCUGGGAA
Molecule: messenger RNA, 2706 nt
Organism: Daphnia carinata
Lineage: Eukaryota; Metazoa; Arthropoda; Branchiopoda; Diplostraca; Daphniidae
Gene: Akt
Product: RAC serine/threonine-protein kinase-like
Exons: 9
Coding region: 130-1728 (532 amino acids)
Biological process (GO): protein phosphorylation
Molecular function (GO): protein serine/threonine kinase activity; ATP binding
Source: RefSeq, a predicted model, not a curated record